AUGUCUCCCAAGGGCCCCUUCCGUCUCGUGACUGUCAACACUGCGCCUGAGCGCGCCAAGCGCCUCAUCGGCCGCGUCGCCGAGGCUUUGAGCGACCGCUACACCAUCGAGCACGUCGCCAACUGCGAGAGUAUCGCAGAGGUCGAGGGCAAGGUCAAGGAGUUCAAGCCUGACGUUCUGUUCAGUGCCUCCAUGUGGUCCGACGAGCAGGCCAAGGAGAUUCACGACAUCGCCCGGUCGAUCAAUCCCGAUAUCAAGCUGCACGCCAUCCCCGAGGGUCUGCAGGUCGAGCGUGGCCCCGAUGCCAUCGUCGAGUACCUCUGCGAGAAGGUCCCUCCGCUUCUGGACAACUAG
Molecule: messenger RNA, 354 nt
Organism: Penicillium maclennaniae
Lineage: Eukaryota; Fungi; Ascomycota; Eurotiomycetes; Eurotiales; Aspergillaceae
Exons: 3
Coding region: 1-354 (117 amino acids)
Source: RefSeq, a predicted model, not a curated record